This is a messenger RNA of Lactuca sativa (garden lettuce), 996 nucleotides long. RefSeq names its product putative serine/threonine-protein kinase CST. The record is from RefSeq and is a predicted model, not a curated record. Lineage: Eukaryota; Viridiplantae; Streptophyta; Magnoliopsida; Asterales; Asteraceae. Gene Ontology annotation, biological process: protein phosphorylation. Gene Ontology annotation, molecular function: ATP binding; protein tyrosine kinase activity.
GCAGAACUAAAGUGGGGAAGGGUUAGCCAUCCCAAUCUUGUUAAACUCUUGGGGUAUAGUUCAGAAGGCAGAAUGCGUGUGCUCAUACACGGAUACAUACCAAACAGAAACUUCCUAGACAUUUUUCACCGCCGUCGAGUUGCAUGGGAUAAAACAAUGAAAAUUGCCAUUGGAGUAGCCAAAGGCCUUGCUUUCUUGCAUACUGACAAGAGGACCCCUCUAUAUAGGACUUUCAAUGCCUCAAAUAUUUUAUUAAAUGAGGAUGAUGAAGCACAGCUCUAUUUUGGAUGGGCAUCAUUAUCCCGGGUUCGUGGAUCAUUUUCCACCACUCGUUACAACCCUCCUGAGUACAUGGCUACAGGUUGUUGGUAUGUCAAGAGUGACGUCUAUGCCUUUGGAGUGACGAUGUUGGAUAUGAUAGCAGGGUUAGGGUUUUUGGAUAACAAGCAGUGCUCCUCACCAGAGAGUUUAAUGGAGCGCGCUACACCCAUUUUAUCUGAUAAUUACAUACUGCACGAAAUCUUCGAGAAGCGGUUGGGACAAGGUAACACUCCGAAAGGAGCAAUCAAAGUAGCUGAGCUCAUCCUAAAUUGUCUCAAAAUCGCCCCAAAAAACCGACCUUCAAUGAAAGAAAUUGUAGCUACCUUAGAAGGGAUUAAUGCCAUUGAGAUAAGAUGAAGCGCCCAAAUAUGCAUCGGUCAGUCAAAUACUCAAAAGACUAGAGACAGAGAGCAAAAAUUGGUGUUAAACAUGCAAAAAUCCAUUAAUAGUUGGCAAUAUUUAUAGCGAUGGAGAGUACUGCUCGAUGAUAGUUUUGACAAAUGGAGUUAAAUGAUCGGUUGGUAAAUUAGUAGAGUUACCAAUGGUGCUGCAUCCAUUGGUGUUUUUAAGGAUUCAACAACUCAAUGUAAAUAUUUUUUGUAGAACCUUUGUAAAUAUCUUAAAGUUGUCCAUUCAUUUACUUGACUAUUUGUACAUUAUCACUUUAUUUUACAC